CGCGGAUAUUUCCCAUCAUGCAGUGUCCAAGAUGGCAGCGCUCUUGUCAGUUUCGAGAUUAGAAACAUCGUUCUUAAAAACCUCAUUUGUACGAAAUAUUCAGUACUCUCUUACGACCAGAACGCGACAGAGCAACAAUUCGUGUAUAUCUGUGAAAAGACUAAUAAAUUCAGGGAAUAAUCAGAAAAGUUUACCGUUUCUCUUCAAUAAGGUGAAAUCUCCAAAUUCCAGAGUGUGUUUGUCAAGCAGACAGUAUGGACUGCUGCAACAGAAACAGCACUGGGUCAACCCUGUGGUCACGGCGUCCACAGUGCGCAAGGACAGACUGCACGCCCUCAGCACGGGCGUGCCGGCCAAGACAGGUGUGGCCAAUCAGGUGACAGGGUGGGAGAUUAUCCGAGAGAUGAUGUCCUAUAUAUGGCCCCGGGACGAAAGAGGGAUCAAGAUUAGAGUGCUGACUGCCCUCGGUCUUUUGAUUGGGGCCAAGGUCACCAACGUGUACGUGCCGUUUCUCUUCAAAUAUGCCGUGGACAAUUUGAAUGACCACCAGGCAGCAGCAGACACUAUGGCAUCUGGAGGCCAGGCUGUGACAGUGGCCACAGCUCUGCUUAUUGGGUAUGGAGCAGCCAGGGCCGGGUCCUCCCUCUUUAACGAGAUGCGAAAUGCUGUCUUCGCCAAAGUGGCCCAGAAUUCCAUCCGACGGGUGGCUAGGAAUGUCUUCUACCAUCUACACUCCUUGGACUUGAGCUUCCACCUCUCGCGUCAGACUGGAGGCCUGUCCAAAGCUAUCGACAGAGGGAGCAGAGGUAUUAACUUUGUUCUGAUGGCCUUGGUCUUCAACAUUGCCCCAACAAUAUUUGAAGUUGGUCUGGUCACAGGAAUUAUGUACUUCAGUCUAGGAGCACCGUUUGCUGGUGUUACGCUAGCUUGCAUCGCAGCCUAUGCAGCCUUCACACUCAGCAUCACGGCGUGGAGGACAAAGUUUAGGGUUCAGAUGAAUCAGGCAGACAAUGAGGCUGGUAACCAAGCUAUCGACUCACUCAUCAACUAUGAGACGGUCAAGUACUUCAACAAUGAAAAGUACGAGACAAAAAACUAUGACAAGAGUCUUGCUGGAUACGAGGUAGCGUCGCUGAAGACCACGACGAGUUUAGCACUGCUCAACUGGGGUCAGAAUGCCAUCUUCAGCGCGUCACUAGCUGCCAUCAUGGUCUUAGCUAGCAAAGGAAUCAUCGCAGGUAACCUGACAGUAGGGGACCUGGUCAUGGUGAACGGCCUCCUCUUUCAACUCUCCCUCCCCCUCAACUUCCUGGGCUCAGUCUACCGAGAGAUCAGGCAGUCUCUCAUAGACAUGGGCACCAUGUUUAGCAUUCUCAAAGUGCAAUCCUCAAUCAAGAGUAAACUGAAUGCCCCAGCCCUUGAUGUGUCGCCCCAGAACUGCUCCAUCACAUUUGAGGAUGUCAGCUUUGCGUAUGUGGAGGGGCAACAGAUCUUCACGAACUUGUCUUUCACCAUCCCAGCGGGGAAGAAAGUUGCUAUCGUCGGCGGGAGCGGAUCAGGGAAGUCUACAAUCAUCAGAAUGCUGUACAGAUUCUAUGACCCUGAUUCGGGGCGCAUUUUAAUCAACGGCACCGAUAUCCGAGACGUUGACCUAGAUAGCCUACGAAGGUCAAUUGGUGUGGUACCACAGGACUGUGUUCUCUUCCAUAACACCAUCUUCUACAAUCUUCACUACGGGAACUUCAACGCCACGGCCGAGGAAGUGUUCCAGGCAGCCAAGAUGGCCGACGUGGACGAUAGCGUGAGGAGGAUGCCGAAGGGCUACGACACCGAAGUAGGAGAACGGGGUCUGAAACUGUCUGGUGGUGAGAAGCAGCGGGUUGCCAUUGCGAGAACCAUUCUUAAGAAUCCCCCAAUCAUCCUGUAUGAUGAAGCCACAUCAUCUCUGGACUCUAUAACAGAACAGAACAUUUUGAACUCAAUGAAGAGCGUCACAACGGGCCGCACCUCCAUCUUCAUCGCCCACCGCCUGUCCACCGUCGUCGACGCCGACGAGAUCCUCGUCAUCAACGAUGGGCGUGUGGUGGAGCGCGGCAACCACUACAUGCUGCUAAGCAACCCGGACAGCAUGUACUCCACGCUGUGGAAGAACCAGAACAGGGUGGCCCUGGAGGGGAACAGGAAUGGGGCGGAGUUUCAGAGCAGCGGGGAGGAGGAGGAUGAAGAAUCAUUACCGUGAUUGGCUAGUUUAUUUUUUUAAAUGAAGGCAGUGAAGUCAUUGUAACAUACGUCGGCGAAGGGCAAAACCUAAUAUUGAUUUACAUCGCCUCGACGCAAACUCCAUCUUAUGAAUAGUUUAAUUGCGGUACCCGCUG
Patiria miniata (bat star) is the source of this 2375-nucleotide messenger RNA. It is a transcript of the gene abcb7, whose product is annotated as ATP-binding cassette sub-family B member 7, mitochondrial-like. Gene Ontology annotation, cellular component: mitochondrial inner membrane. The record is from RefSeq and is a predicted model, not a curated record. The transcript is spliced from 14 exons. Gene Ontology annotation, molecular function: ABC-type transporter activity; ATP hydrolysis activity; ATP binding. NCBI's taxonomy places the organism in Eukaryota, Metazoa, Echinodermata, Asteroidea, Valvatida, Asterinidae. The coding region runs from base 32 to 2239 and encodes 735 amino acids. Gene Ontology annotation, biological process: transmembrane transport; intracellular iron ion homeostasis.